GUUCAGGCUUUCGACUGUUCCAAAAAGGAAGAUGCUUUUAGAAUAUCCCAUUUCAUUCACUUGCCUUCUCUAUCUCUGAUCCCAUCCUUCUCUUCUCUACUGCAUUACCGAUCAUCUUCCUCAAACCAACAAAUCCUCUUGUCCUCUCCCUCUCUCUCUCCCCCCCUCUUUUAUAUAUUUAUUCAUAACCUCCUUUCCUUCUCUUCAACUCAUCGUCGCUUUUCUCGUGCCCAAAACCCUCUUUUUCUAAAUACCAACUCACAACAAAAUCAUGGCGACCCACCUUUCUCUGCUCCAACAAGAACAGCUCAUCGAGAAGCUUGACAUCUUCAAGAUCCAUGGCAAAGACAAACAGGGCAGGAAAAUUCUUCGCAUUCUUGGCAAGUUCUUUCCUGCUCGCUUUCUGAGCGUUGAGGCGUUGAAGAAGUAUCUGGAGGAGAAUAUAUUUCCUCGGCUAUGCAAGAAGCCGUUUUCGGUGUUGUACGUGCACACGGGAGUUCAACGGAGCGAGAACUUUCCUGGAAUCUCAGCCCUGCGAUCUGUCCACGAGGCGAUCCCGGUCAACGUCAAGGAUAAUCUCCACGCCAUUUACUUUGUCCACCCGGGCCUGCAGGCCCGUCUCUUCCUCGCCACCUUCGGCCGUUUUCUUUUCAGCGGAGGGUUGUACGGGAAGUUAAGGUACAUCAGCAGAAUUGAUUAUCUGUGGGAGCUGAGAGAGAGUGAGCUGCCGGAGUUUGUGUACGAUCAUGAUGAAGAUCUGGAGCACCGACUAUGGAUGGACUACGGAUUGGAGAGCGAUCUUCCGAGGGUCCACGGUGCACCCGCGGUUGACUCACCUGUUUCACUCUACUCCAUGAGGUGCAUUUCAUAGAGAAAGAGAGAACGCAUCUCUUUUACUGUGUUUAGCACUUGACGAAAUUAUAGGACUUGUAUUUACUUUGUUUCCGUCUGUAAAUUUUGUAAAUGAAAUCCAAAUUUGCUUCUAGGGUU
Molecule: messenger RNA, 990 nt
Organism: Carica papaya (papaya)
Lineage: Eukaryota; Viridiplantae; Streptophyta; Magnoliopsida; Brassicales; Caricaceae
Product: SEC14 cytosolic factor family protein / phosphoglyceride transfer family protein
Source: RefSeq, a predicted model, not a curated record